AUGUUUGGCCUUGUGACUGGUAUGAACUCAUUAGAUUUUGGUGAACAGGUAAAAUUGGAUUUUGGUAAACAGGUAAAAUUGGAUUUUGGUAAACAGGUAAAAUUGGAUUUUGUUAAACAGGUAAAAUUAGAUUUUGGUAAACAGGUAAAAUGGGAUUUUGGUAAACAGGUAAAAUUAGAUUUUGGUAAACAGGUAAAAUGGGAUUUUGGUAAACAGGUAAAAUUAGAUUUUGGUAAACAGGUAAAAUUAGAUUUUGGUAAACAGGUAAAAUGGGAUUUUGGUAAACAGGUAAAAUUAGAUUUUGGUAAACAGGUAAAAUUAGAUUUUGGUAAACAGGUAAAAUGGGAUUUUGGUAAACAGGUAAAAUGGGAUUUUGGUAAACAGGUAAAAUUAGAUUUUGGUAAACAGGUAAAAUGGGAUUUUGGUAAACAGGUAAAAUUAGAUUUUGGUAAACAGGUAAAAUUAGAUUUUGGUAAAAAGGUAAAAUUAGAUUUUGGUAAACAGGUAAAAUUAGAUUUUGGUAAACAGGUAAAAUGGGAUUUUGGUAAACAGGUAAAAUUAGAUUUUGGUAAACAGGUAAAAUGGGAUUUUGGUAAACAGGUAAAAUUAGAUUUUGGUAAACAGGUAAAAUGGGAUUUUGGUAAACAGGUAAAAUUAGAUUUUGGUAAACAGGUAAAAUGGGAUUUUGGUAAACAGGUAAAAUUAGAUUUUGGUAAACAAGUAAAAUAA
Octopus sinensis (East Asian common octopus) is the source of this 729-nucleotide messenger RNA. RefSeq names its product antho-RFamide neuropeptides type 2-like. The record is from RefSeq and is a predicted model, not a curated record. The transcript has 6 exons. The coding region runs from base 1 to 729 and encodes 242 amino acids. Lineage: Eukaryota; Metazoa; Mollusca; Cephalopoda; Octopoda; Octopodidae.